AUGUAUUUUGAACAAUAUAGUGAUGAGGAUCAAUUUGUAGAAGAUCAACUUUUAUUAAUGCUGACAUCCCAUAAGAAACUUAAAAGGAUAUGGAAUAAUAGUAAGUCAAUAGCAAUUUACCCAAAUCCAUUGCUUGAAGAGAUUAUUGAAGACAGAAUAUCGCAUGCUGACUCUUUAGGAAUAUCUUUAGUCUUUACAUGGAGCCUUUAUGGAUAUCAAAGCGGAACCUUUGAGUUUAAUUUGAAUGUAUACAGGAUGAUAAAUCAACAAUUGAACGCUUAUAUUAAAGAGUACUUAAUUACUGCAUGCCAACGUCCUGACUUGAUAGCUUUGUUUGCAAAUUUGUCGCUGUAUUAG
This is a messenger RNA of Chironomus riparius, 357 nucleotides long. Lineage: Eukaryota; Metazoa; Arthropoda; Insecta; Diptera; Chironomidae. The record is from the annotation of a GenBank genome assembly.